UCCCACUACCCCCACUCGCCUCCAAACCAUAGAGAAGAGAAGAGAACCUCACCUCCCCUUCCUCCUCCUGCGCUCCACCACCCCACGUCCCCACCCCACCCUCUCCAAUGUCGCCGCCCCUCGAGCCGCACGACUACAUCGGCCUCUCAGCCGCCGCGCCGGCCCCAACCUCAUCCUCCUCCUCCUCCUCGACGGAGGGGCCCCGCCUCACGCUCCGUCUCGGCCUCCCGGGAUCGGAGUCCCCCGACCGCGACCGCGACCGCGACGGCUCCGCGGAGGACGUCGCCCCGGCGCUCACCCUCGGCCCCGUCCCCAUCCCCCACAAGGCCGCCUCCAAGCGCGCGUUCCCCGACGCCUCCCCCCGCCGCGGGUGCUCCGCUGCCGCCAAGGCCGAGGAGAAGCCGCCCUCCGCGGCUCCGCCGGCCGCCAAGGCGCAGGUUGUGGGAUGGCCGCCCGUGCGCAACUACCGGAAGAACACGCUGGCGGCGAGCGCCUCCAAGACCAAGGGGGGAGACGACGCUGCGCCUCACUAUGUCAAGGUGAGCAUGGAUGGCGCCCCCUACCUCAGGAAGGUCGACCUCAAGACGUAUUCCAGCUACGAGGAUCUCUCCAUGGCACUUCAGAAGAUGUUCAGCUGCUUCAUCACUGGUCAAAGCGCGCUGCGCAAACCAUCAACCAAGGACAGGCUUACUAGUCGUUCCAAUGCUGAUUCCCUCCAAGAUCAAGAGUACGUCCUCACAUACGAAGAUAAGGACGCUGACUGGAUGCUUGUCGGUGAUCUUCCAUGGGAUUUGUUUACCACAAUAUGCAGGAAACUGAAAAUCAUGAGAGGAUCUGAUGCAGCUGGAAUAGCUCCAAGAUCCCUAGAGCAGACAGGUCAGAACAAAUAAGAUUGACCUUGUUCCAGAGUAAAGAGAAUGAACCGAGCUAAGUUGCGAUGAUGUUGAUGGCCGAAAUUAUUCAUGCCAAGUACCUCAAAUAUCCCAAAUGUUAGUGUAGUUACACGUGUUUCUUAGACCUGUGUGUCAAAUGUCUGUAAUGUGAUCUGUUGAGAUAUCACAAUUAUGAGGAAGCUCUGCACUUCCUGAAUGCGAGCUCUCCACCAGUAUUAUUUCGUAUGUAUAUUCAGGUGUUGCACUAAGUGUUAUGCUCUCUUGCAAUUAUCCAAAUGCCAAGAACUUUAUGUUGGGUACUGUCAAUGCUCUGCUCCGAUCAUUCAGCUUAAUGAGAAAACUGCUACAUUGCUGUA
This is a messenger RNA of Hordeum vulgare subsp. vulgare (domesticated barley), 1249 nucleotides long. RefSeq names its product auxin-responsive protein IAA5-like. The coding region runs from base 108 to 890 and encodes 260 amino acids. The transcript is spliced from 5 exons. Gene Ontology annotation, biological process: regulation of DNA-templated transcription. Gene Ontology annotation, cellular component: nucleus. The record is from RefSeq and is a predicted model, not a curated record. Lineage: Eukaryota; Viridiplantae; Streptophyta; Magnoliopsida; Poales; Poaceae. Gene Ontology annotation, molecular function: protein binding.